Messenger RNA from Gaeumannomyces tritici R3-111a-1, 1003 nucleotides. RefSeq names its product 60S ribosomal protein L33-B. The coding region runs from base 216 to 545 and encodes 109 amino acids. Gene Ontology annotation, cellular component: cytosolic large ribosomal subunit; ribosome. Gene Ontology annotation, biological process: ribosomal large subunit biogenesis; cytoplasmic translation. Gene Ontology annotation, molecular function: structural constituent of ribosome. The record is from RefSeq and is a predicted model, not a curated record. Lineage: Eukaryota; Fungi; Ascomycota; Sordariomycetes; Magnaporthales; Magnaporthaceae. The transcript has 5 exons.
GACAGAACCCUAAAACUGUGCGACUCGCUGUUUCCCACCAGCCGAUUUUUGGGGCCACUCCUUUUGUGGUGAUGAGCGUUCCCACCCGGCGAAGUUGAACCACGACCAACGAUACUAACCAGCAGCAAAAGAUCGAUUGUCGGCAACCCUCGACGACCGUCUCCUUAACCGUGGCCAGGAGAUUUCGAUAGUCGAAAGACAUCAGCACCACCAAGAUGCCUACCGAGGCCGGCCACAGAUUAUACGUCAAGGGACGCCACGUGAGCUACCAGCGUGGCCGCCACUCCACCCACCCCGGCACCAGCCUGAUCAAGAUUGAGGGUGUCGACGACACCAACGCCGCCAACUUCUACCUCGGCAAGAAGGUUGCCUACGUCUACCGCGCCCACAAGGAGAUCCGCGGCACCAAGAUCCGGGUCAUCUGGGGCAAGGUCACCCGCCCUCACGGCAACUCGGGCGUCGUCCGCGCCAAGUUUACGUCCCCCCUUCCUUCCAGGUCCUUCGGCGCUUCGGUCCGCAUAAUGCUUUACCCCUCGUCCAUAUAAAACAUUUCAUUUCCGGGAGUUGUGUGGAACGGGUAUCUGGCUGCAUUGAGGGUUCGGGCAAAGGAUAUGACAAGCUUUUUCUGCGCUUGCUUUUUGACGCUUGCCCACUAGGCAAAAACAACGGAGAGGGAAAACAAAAGAACAUUCAGGGAAUUCCGGCAUUGUCGACUAUGCGGCUCUGGGAUGUGAUGCCGCCUCCGCUCGGAGAGACGGAUGGCGGCAGACUGGGGGAACUCGGCGUUUGGAGGUUUGGUUCAGGGCGGUAGCCGUCCGGCGUGCCGACAUUGCCCUGCUUUACUUACCAGGCCGAGGUCCGGUCCCUGGCGGCGUUUGAUAGCAGGAUUCAACAUGAAUGGUCAACCCUCCGAAUUCAUGAUGCGAUGACAUUUUUGUUAAGUUGCUUCCACCCCAAAUUAUGUCCUCUGGCUUUGUGUUGGGAAAUACCAGGCAGCUCGAGU